Pterocles gutturalis (yellow-throated sandgrouse) is the source of this 5452-nucleotide messenger RNA. RefSeq names its product A-kinase anchor protein 9-like. Gene Ontology annotation, cellular component: Golgi stack; centrosome; cis-Golgi network. The record is from RefSeq and is a predicted model, not a curated record. Gene Ontology annotation, biological process: maintenance of centrosome location; positive regulation of peptidyl-serine phosphorylation; regulation of ventricular cardiac muscle cell membrane repolarization. Lineage: Eukaryota; Metazoa; Chordata; Aves; Pterocliformes; Pteroclidae. Gene Ontology annotation, molecular function: protein kinase A regulatory subunit binding; potassium channel regulator activity; DNA binding.
GUAAAUGGUUGCAGUUUUGUGACAACAACAGCUAUACCUGCAGACUUAAUCAGGGAAGAAGAAUUUGGAGUUGGAGAGAUUUGUUCUGAUCGUGGAAUGCAGCACUGUCACAUGCAGCUAGAGGUGAUGGAGAAUGAAUUGGCUGGGAAGCAACAAGAGAUUGAAGAGCUAAACAGAGAGCUAGAAGAAAUGAGGGCAGCCUAUGGUACAGAAGGAUUGCAACAGCUGCAAGAAUUUGAAGCUGCUAUCAAAAAAAGAGAUGACAUCAUUACUCAGCUCACUACUAACCUACAGCAGGCACGGAAAGAAAAGGAUGAAACUAUGAGGGAAUUCUUAGAGCUUACUGAACAAAGUCAAAAACUGCAAAUUCAGUUUCAGCAUUUGCAGGCAAGUGAAGCCCUAAGGAACACCAGCCAUAGCUGCACGGCUGCUGAUUUAUUGCAAGCCAAGCAGCAGAUACUUUCACAUCAGCAACAGCUAGAAGAACAAGAAUGCCUGCUGAAGAAUUAUCAAAAAAAGAAUGAAGAUUUUGAAGUGCAGAUUACACAUCUUCAAGACAAAAUCACAACAUAUGAAAUGGAAAAACACAAAAAUUAUUCGAGUAAACUACAAGAAAAAGAAGCAUUAGUUGAAGAGCUGGAAGCAAAGCUUGGAGAAGAAGAAAAAAAUUCAUUUCAGCUUAAGGAAAAAUUAUCAGAUGUCAGUAAAUUACUUGAAGAAUUGAAAGAACAGAUUUCGCUAAAGAAUCAGGAGAUAAGUAAUAUUAGAGUUGAACUUGCCACCUACAAACAGAAAGAAAGACAAUGUUCUGAUGAAAUAAAACAAUUAAUGGGAACUGUGGAAGAAUUGCAGAAACAAUGUUAUAAAGACAGCCAGUCUGAAGCUGACAUUGUGCAAAGAAUGGAAUUAGAAACACAAAGGAAACUGGCACAGCUUCAGGCUGAAUUAGAUGAAAUGCACGGCCAGCAGAUUGUACAAAUGAAGCAAGAAUUAGUUAAGCAACAUGCAAUGGAAGUAGAACAGCGUCUUUUGCAACAAAAAGUAGAACUGGAGAAAACUUCAGGUCUGUGUUUGAAUGAGAACAUUAAUAAAGAUCAAAUGCAUUUAAUGAAUAUUAAAAUAAAUGAGUUGAAUGUGAAACUGCAAGAUGCUGAUAAUGAAAAGGAAAAAAUAAAGCGAGAAUUGUCACAACAGAUGGAAGUCAUUUCAGCAGAGAAGUCUCUUCAGGAAACUAAAAUUGAAGAUCUUUUCCAAGAACUUAAUUUUUCAAGAGAGCAGGUUCAAAGAGCCAAACAAACUAUAGUGGAUAUGGAAUGUAGAUUAAAUGAAGCUGAAAAAUACCAGUUUGUGAUUGAAGAUUUAAAAACUCAGCUGGCUUCUGCCUCUGAAUUUAGGAAGGAAUUGGAAUUAAAACAUGAGGCAGAAGUCACAAAUUACAAAAUAAAACUUGAAAUGCUAGAAAGGGAGAAGGAUGCAGUUUUGGACAGGAUGGCAGAAUCUCAAGAAGCAGAAUUAGAGAGACUGAGAACAAAGCUUCUGUUCAGUCAUGAGGAGGAACUUUCCAGACUUAAAGAUGACUUACAAAAAGAGCAUGUGGUGAACAUGGAAAGCCUUAAAGAUAACUUGAAUAUGCACCAUAAACAGCAGUUAGAUGAGGUACAAAAUGAAAUGAGUCAAAAGAUAGAAGCCAUGCAGUAUGAAAAGGACAACUUAAUCACAAAGCAAAACCAGCUGAUAUUAGAGAUUUCAAACCUAAAAGAUAAACAGCAGUGUAUUGUAAAUUCUAAAUGUGAAGAAAUGACACUUCAAAUCCAUGAGCUGCAGGAGGAGAUUGAAGUGCUUAGGCAAGAGAAAAAAGAAAAAGGUACUCUUGAAAAAGAAAUUCAAGAGCUGCAGUUUAAGACUGAGUUGAUGCAGGAACGAAUGAGGGAAAUUCAAAAAAAAUGUUCAGAACUUGAAACACAAAAUAACCUUCUUAAGAGGGAGAACAAAACUCUGGAAGAUAAAUUAAAAAGUAUGUUGGUAAGCUCUGAAGAAAAUGUCAUUUUUAACAACAGUGUUAACUCUAUGUCAGAAAUUGUGGACUUGCAAAAAAGGAUAGAAAAGCUGAUUACUGAAAAUGAGCAACUUAAAAACCAAAAUGUUCAACUCCAAGAGGACACUGAAAGGCAGAAGAGUGCCUUUUCAUUUACUGAGAAAAAACUUGAAGCUAAUUAUAAAGAGCUGCAGAAAGAAUGUGCAAGUCUUCUGAAGGCAAAAACUGAGUUAGAAGAGAAUAAGAAUAAGCAGGAAGCUGAAUAUAAAAGCAAGCUCAAAGCUUUGGAUGAGAAACUUCACAACUUACAAAGCGAUAGACCGGUUUUAUCUAAAAUUAAAACGUCUGGUUUUGAAGGGAGUAAAGAAAUCAAGGUGUCCAGGGCAGAUACAUUUGAGGCUGGAGAAGUUGUUGAGAAAGAUGUGACAGAACUUAUGGAAAAGCUUGCGGUUACCCAGCAUGAGAAACUGGAAUUAUCCCUGAGACUUUCUGAUCUCUCUGAACAGUUGAAGUCAAAGCAUAGUGAAAUUCUUAAUUUAAAUGAAAAAGUUAAAUCCUUAAAAGAUGAGAAAGAACGAGUUCUAGCAAAUUUUAAAGAACUAGAAGUCAUAAUUAGCCAUACUCAGAGAGGAAAUAGUAGUAGUAAUGACCCUAAGAUAAAAUGCUCUAAAGGAAAAGCUCUAGGGACUGCUGCUCCAGCAUCUGAAAGUAGAAAUAAAAGCACUAGUCCAAGGAAUAAGGUUGAUGAACGAAUAAAUGUAAGAGGAAAUCUAGGUUCAGGUGAAGAUAUCAGUCAUGAGGUAACAAAAAGAAAGGAUGUUCAGCAAAUGUUGGAACCAGAAGAUCAGUCUCUUGUAGAAGAUUUUUAUGGGAUGACAGACAGGCUGACAGAUGAAACAUCUCUAAUAACCAUUACGCAGAGUGAAAACAAUCUUCAGCAGCAAGUGGAUGCCUUAAAAUCAGAACAGACUGAUUUACAGCUACAGAUGGAAGCACAGCGCAUUUGUCUGUCCCUGGUUUAUUCAGCUCAUGUAGACCAGGUUCGUGAGUGCCUGAAAGCAGAAAAAGAGAAUGCACUUUGCAGUCUUAAAGAGGAACUUGUACGUACUCAUCUACAAGAGAUGAACGAUCUUAAAAAAGUGCAUCAGCUGGAGCUCCAGAACUUGAAACUUCAACAAGCAGACGAUGAAGUCAAAUCUACACAAAGGCUUAUAGAAAAGCUGAAUGAAGCUGUAACUGAGGAAUGUUCUAGGCUUGCUCAGGUUUUGUGUGACAAUCAGAAUGAACUUUCUUUACCUGCUGUAGAAGCUGGUGAUCGGGAACAGGAUAUUUUCCAUAGACCUGCUGCUGUGAAAGAAAAACUGAGUGUAGAAUUACCAAUACACAGAGGUCAAGCUCAAGCUGUGCGAGAACAUGUGGAUGCACUUCUGCACAAGAUAAUGGAAGAAUACACUAGGCUGAAAGCACUUCAAACACAGCUGAUGAAGGAUUGUAAACAGGUCAAAGAACCUAAACAAUCUUCUUCAGAAAGGAGGAAAGAAGAAGAACCUAGCCAUCUGGAAACAAAAAAGGAAUGUCUUCAGACCCCUUCACAAGGUCUAAUGGAUCCUGCAAUUCAAGAAUACUGUUUGAAGGAGAUAGGGAACCUUAAAACACAACUUGAAGAACAGCAUGCUCAAGAACUGGAACACCUCCGGUCCUAUUUCCAGCAGCAACUGAAAGAAAGUGAAAAGCGGUACACUACAGAGAUUGUCCAUCUGCAGGAUAAGCUUCAGGGUGCUGGGGUACCCUCUGGCCAUAUGAGUGUAUCCACGGAUUCACAAAAAAAGCUAAAGGAAUUCUUCAGGAAAGUGAAAUGCGCUGAAAAUCUACAUCAGCAAAGAGCAGAUGAAGCACCGGAGCUUGCUGGUGAAAUGGAAAUGCGGAAUGAUCUGGAGGUUGUUCAGUUGCUAGAAAAACUGUACCAAGAAAGAUUAGAAGAAGAAAUAGCAAAGGUAAUUGUGUCAAUGAGUGUAGCAUUUGCCAAACAGACUGAAUUGUCAAGAAUUGCUAGGCAGAAGGAAGAAGAGGCACAAACACAGGUUGCACAUCAACAGGGAAUACCUUUUGAAAUUAAAAAGCAAUGUACAGAAGAAGAGGUCGAUGGCCCUCUUAGAAAAGCAACAGAAAAAGACAGUAAGUGUGAAGAAGAAUUUAAAUCACUUUGCAAGGAACUCAGUGAAGAGUCAGGUGAGAUCAACUCACUUGGAGAAGAGCUUCAUUCUAAUAGCAAACCUGAUUGCAUAUUAGGACAGACCACACAAGAAUCAGUGAUUUCUGAGGAACUCUUUUCCUGUGUCAAAGGGUUUACGGCAGAAGAAACACUGCGCAACAGUGAGAUGACAGCAUCAGACACAGAAACGUCAAGUCAGCUGUUGUUAUAUGAGGAACGUUUGGAAGACAUGCGACAGGAGCUAGUCCGGCAAUAUCAGGAACAUCAGCAUGCAACAGAAUUGUUGAGACAAGGGCACAUGCAGCAAAUGGAACGUCAAAAAGAAAAUCAAGAGCAACUCUUGGCCGAGCUUGAGAGCCUUAAAGUGCAAUUAGCUGAGCGUGUCUCAAUGGAGAGUGACAGCCUGCUUGCAGAGAGAGAGAGAAUGCUUUUAGAAGAACUGGAAUCAUUAAAACAACAUUCUGUACCCGGAAAGGAGAGGCUGUUUAGUGAGCUACGAAACAACAGCACACAAACAGAGAAUGAAAAUGAAGACCAAAAUGAUGUGAGAGAGCAGAUCUUUGAGGAUGAAGAUGGCGGAGGAAAGCCUGAUGAAACAUCUUCAGCUCUUCUUUCUAAAGAAAGGCAUGUUUUUCAGAAAGCUAAUGAGAAACUCAUGAAGAUUCUUUUGGAAGUUGUGAAGACAACUGUGGCCAUGGAGGAGACAAUUGGUCGCCAUGUUCUCGUGUUACUGGAUCGGACUGGGAAAGUCCAGCCUUCCAAACCAGUUGGAUGGGAUGCAGAAACAGAGGAGUUAGUAAAACCCUGUGUCCAUGUGGGAUAUGAAAAAGAGUCCUGUUCUUCAUAUCAUGGUAGUAGUGUGGGAGAUGAUGAUAUUAACAUGUGGUCAGGAGCAACAGAUGAAGGACUGCUGAGCCAACAUCUUGCAGAAAGUGGAGUGGAAAUAGAUCCCGAAAAUGAAGAACUCAUUCUGAAUGUUAGUUCUCGACUACAGUCGGCUGUUGAAAAGCUUCUGGAAGCUAUCAAUGAAACUUCAAAUCAGCUUGAACACGCUAAAAUUACUCAGACAGAACUCAUACAAGAGUCCUUCAAAAAGCAACAGGAGGCCACAGAAUUUAUAAAGUAUCAGGAAGAACUACAAGAACGUCUUAAUGAAGAAACCAAAGCCAGAGAGCAAUUGGCUUUGGAGCUUAGUAAAGCUGAAG